Aureobasidium vineae is the source of this 2769-nucleotide messenger RNA. The record is from the annotation of a GenBank genome assembly. Lineage: Eukaryota; Fungi; Ascomycota; Dothideomycetes; Dothideales; Saccotheciaceae.
AUGGAUAUUCACCGCUCUCGCUUCGUGGCCUACCCGUCAUCGGCCAUCAACGCCCUUUCAUUUUCUCGAUCAAGCGACAAGAAUUACACGGAUCCCAGACCCGCGCUGAAGCUCGCCCUCGGUCGCGCAAAUGGAGACAUAGAGAUCUGGAGCGCCGAAAGAGGAGACUGGGUGCAAGAGUCGGUCUUCCCAGGAGGCUCAAAGAGAAGCGUGGAUGCGCUGGCGUGGAUUCAAGAGCCGGACGACACAGAUUAUGAGGGACACACAAUUCUCGGCCAGCUGCGCCUGUUCAGCAUUGGCUCGACGGCAGCUGUGACGGAAUGGGACCUGACGACAGGCAAAGAGCUGCGCUCGUCGACUGGCAACUUCAGCGAGGUGUGGUGUUUUGCCGCCCAGCCGCGCUGGCGUCCGACCAAGACUUCGCGUGAGGACGAGUUCCGUGGCCAGAACCUGGUUGCUGGCACAGGCGACGGCACCCUUGCCAUUCUCUCCACCGAGGACAACGACCUCGUCUUCAAACGAUUUCUGGCCCGCGGCGGCAAUCGCAAGACGCGAUGCAUGAGCGUGACAUGGAAGGACAGAGACACGGUCGUCGCCGGCUUCACCGACAGCACAAUCCGCAUCUACGACGCCCGCAAUGGCUCCCUGUUGCGCAACCUCAGCUUGGGAGCAGGUAUCCCCGGUGCUCCCCGAGACACGCUGGUCUGGAAGGUCAGAUGUCUGCCCAACGGUGACAUUGUGUCGGGUGAUUCUAACGGCCAGCUCAAGUUCUGGGACGGAAGAACAUACACCCUGUCACAGAGUGUGAACGGCCACGAUUCCGACUGUCUGGACCUUAUCAGCAGCACCGACGGCAACACUGUCUUCUCGGGCGGCAUGGACGGUCGCAUCGCCGUGUACAAGCUGGGCGGCAAAGAAGGCGACAAGAGAAGGUGGGCAAAGACCAGCCAUCGUCGCAUGCACGAGGGCGAUAUCAAGGCAAUGGCCGUCUACGACUCCAAGCACAUGAGCGUCGUUCUUUCAGGAGGUCUCGAUACUACGCCCUUCGUAAUCCCGCUUCGCAACUUCAACAAAGAAAACCACCGCAGACUCCCUGGUCUACCGCAGAACCCCGUCCUUGCUUCUUGCCCCCAACAGCGCAUGCUCGUCAGCUGGGCCGAGAGCGAGAUCAGCAUCUGGCGCAUGUACAAGCAGAGCUCCGAGCGCGUCCCCGUACCCGAAGACACCAGAAAACUCCUCACUCGCAUCCAAAUCGACUCGAAAGAAGCCAUCACCUCGGUUGCCAUCUCUCCCGAUGCUUCCCUCCUCGCCGUGUCUACCAUCGAUUCUGUCAAGCUGUUCCACCUCUCGCGCACCGAAGACGACCGUGAAGACCGCUUACGCGUACGCAAGAUUGCUGCCCCCGACUCUAUUGCUGAAAACGGCGCCCGUUUGAUCACCUUCUCACCCGACGGGAGAUGGCUGGCAGCAGUGACACCGCAGAGCGAAGUCUGCCUGACAAGAAUAGAGGAUGAUUCGGACAAGCCCACCUUCUUGGACGCAAAUGUUGAGCUGGAGCGUCAGACCCGCAAGGUCACAAUCCAGACUGGCCUCAAGAAGUACGAGCGCGCCAUCAACAGGCUCGCCUUUUCGCCCGACAGUGCUGUUCUGGUUGCCAGUGAUCUCUCUGGUUAUCUGGAUAGCUGGGUACUCGAAGGUCACUACGACUCGACUGCUCCUGCCAUGGACACUGCCACAAAGUCUUCUUCGGGCUCAGACAAGGCCACUGAUUCCGACGAUGACAGCGACAGCGACGAUGAGGACGAGACCACGGUUUUAUACGGCCAGCAUUGGACAGACAACCCAUCAGGCAACUUGCUGCCCAGGCUCGACUCUGCACCUCUUGUUCUUUCUUUCCAACCACUUACACCGGCGCAACAAGAAGAGCCCACUGUGAAUGGCAACCCUGGUGUCCAUCCUACCCGCAACAACCCUCAUCCUACAUCUCACGCCCUUCCCUCUACCAAAUCUCCUCUUUUCGUCGUCACAUCUCACCACCAAGUCUACACAUUCGACGUCUUGGCCGGACGCCUCACGGAUUGGUCGCGCAGAAACCCUACGAGUGUUCUGCCUGCCGAGUUCCAGACCAUCAAAGAUCGCGCCAUGGGUGUCGUAUGGGACGUCAACGAUGCUCGUGCCCGUGCCUGGCUGUAUGGUGCCAACUGGGUCGGCAUGCUCGACCUGUCACAAAACUACGAACCCUCUAACGUACUAGACGAAGCUUUGGAGGACGGUGAAGACGAUAUCUCUGCCCAACACACACCCAGCAAGAAGCGCAAGCGUCGCGAGAGCAACAAAUGGGGCAAGCUCGCCGAGCAACGCAAAAAGGCAAAGGGUAUGGGCGGUGCUGGUGACAAGGCUGCAAGCGGAGAAACCAAGGGUGUUGUAGAUGAGAUCCGCCGCAUCGAGGACGGCAAAGCCAUCGAGCUCACCAACGGCACCUCUCACGAGCAAGAAUUGGAUGACGAAGAAGCACUAGAGGAUGCAGUGGGCCCUCUGCGUCGCGGCAACGAUGACGCAGAAGCAGACACAAAUGGAGGCGCAGAUGGUGCUCUAGCCGUCACUUCAGCAGGCCGGAGAAAAUGGUGGUGCACAUACAGAUACAGACCUAUAUUGGGCAUGGUGGCCAUGGGCGAAAAGACAUCAGACGCGGAUGAAGAACAGCCUGAAGCCGUGCUGGUGGAACGUCCGCUAUGGGAUCUGCCACAACUCCAAGAGCUAGGCAAAUAA